This is a messenger RNA of Rana temporaria (common frog), 1681 nucleotides long. It is a transcript of the gene ECSIT, whose product is annotated as ECSIT signaling integrator. Gene Ontology annotation, molecular function: protein binding. The transcript has 8 exons. The coding region runs from base 154 to 1374 and encodes 406 amino acids. Gene Ontology annotation, cellular component: mitochondrion. The record is from RefSeq and is a predicted model, not a curated record. Lineage: Eukaryota; Metazoa; Chordata; Amphibia; Anura; Ranidae.
AGGAGCGGGGACAACUCUGCCUCUAGUGACAGGAGCGGAUUGACGUCACGCUUCGGCAAGAUGGCGGCGCCCAGAGAGCAAGAAUGACACUGAGUCCUCGGUACAGAGGUCCUGUGUUCGGAUGAUCGGUGUGUAUAGGAGAGACUUGCGAUCAUGAGGACUUUACGCUGGUUGGUAUCGGCUCGGAAUCUGUGUGCUUCAGCAAGAUGGCUGUCUGGGGUAGAACCGUGCAAACCACAGGUGAAACUUGUGCGCAUGGUCCACUCAUCACCCAUCCCUGCCCCACCUAAAGCCAACGAUUCACCCAAAGCGCUGACACCUUUUGAGGUGCACUUUAGCAAACAGCAGAAGGACAAGGCCUCGUUUGUCCAGGUGCUGGAUGUGUUCUGUGGCCGGGAUGUUCGGAGGAGAGGACACGUGGAGAUGAUCGAGGCUGCUCUUAAAUGGAUGCCAGAAUUUGGACUGGAGAAAGACCUGGAGGUUUACAACAAAAUCAUUGAUGUGUUCCCCAAAGAGGUCUUUGUUCACCAAAACUUAAUCCAAACAAUGUUCAACCAUUAUCCUCGGCAGCAAGAGUGCGCCGUCAAGGUGUUGGACCAGAUGGAGACAAACGGCGUCACCCCUGACAAGAACACCCGUUUCCUGAUAAUGCAAACAUUUGGGAAACUAAGCCACCCUAUGAAGAAGUACCAGAGGAUAAUGUACUGGUUCCCCCGGUUCAAGAACACCAACCCUUACCCAGUUGUAGCUGGUAUUGAGGCCGACCCCGUCUCUAUGUCAAAGCUGUGCCUGGAACGUAUGGCAGCUGACAAGGAAGCGCGUAUCACAGUGUACCAGCUCCCAUCAACAGAACAGUGUGACGAUGGGACAGUUAAAGAGCACACACAUCUUGUAGGUAUCCAGUCACCGGACCAGAUGUCCCUUCUAGCAGAACAUGAUCACAAUUACCCCGUCCUAGUUGAAGGUCCAUUUCCUUUAUGGCUGAGGAAGACCUGCAUCAAUUAUUACGUUUUACGCGCUGAACCCAAUGCUAAUAAAAGGGAGAAAACAUUAGACCCUGAAAGGAGUUUAUAUUACCCAAUCGAAUUGGACCUGGACCUGGAGCGAGACCUCGGUGAUGAUUUAACCUUCGAUGUGGAUGAAGUGGAGGAAGGUCCAGUCUACGCUAUGUGCAUGGCAGGAGAUGAAAGGCUGCUGGUCAAAUGGAUUCAGGGAAUGCAAGAGACUAAUCCGAUCCUUGGGGAGGUGCCGGUUCUUUUCCGACUGACCUCCGGCCCACAGGAGCUGAGCGUUCCAGGGAAAGAAAAGGACAGUUCACCCCCCGAGAGCGAUGAGGAGAGCGCUCAGGAGCAGAGGCUCAGGAUGGAGCGGUAAUACAUCCAUGGAGGGAUGCUAUCAGGACUGAGUAUAAACCUGGAGCCGUGCACAACCAGCUACCCCAGUAAAGACCAGGACAAGAACGGAAAAUGGCUGUUUGCUUUAUUUGCAUACCAAGGCCUUUGAUAGUUGACAUGCGAGAGGCCAUGAUGUCAGGUGCUGAAAUUGGUGUGGAAUCCCACCUGGUAACCCAUAAAUGUCUCCACUGAACCUGCUCACCCGUCCUCCCAUGUCCUGUGCUCUUGUUUUUCCGGCCAAGCUGUUUUCUUGCAUACAUCGGCAUCCAAACACCAUGGGAAAACUU